GCAUUCUGUUCCAGAAAACCUGUUGCAGCCAUGAUGCCUGUUGGAACUGUGAUGCCUGACGACACACCGAUGUUUGACCCAAAUAUUCUGCAUGAACUUGACUGGAGCGAGAACACGACGACUUUUUCUCCUGCUAUUUCUCCUUUAGAUCCAGGAGAUGGCCUAGUUUUGAGACCGCUUUGCACAGCUGAUGUAAAUCGAGGCUUUUUUAAGGUCCUGGGCCAGCUGACUGAAACUGGAGUUGCAACCCCAGAGCAGUUUAUCAAAACCUUCGAGCACAUGAAGAGAUCUGGAGAUUACUACGUCACUGUUGUGGAAGACACAACUCUCGGACAGAUUGUUGCUACGGCAACGCUGGUGAUAGAACAUAAAUUCACUCACUCCUGUGCAAAGAGAGGAAGGAUAGAAGACGUCGUAGUAAGCAGAGAGUGCAGAGGGAAGCAGCUUGGUAAACUACUAACGUCCACCCUGACGUUGCUAAGUAAGAGACUGAACUGUUAUAAAAUUACACUGGAGUGUCUGCCAAAAAAUGUGGAUUUCUACAAGAAGUUUGGCUAUUCGGUAUCUGAAGAAAACUACAUGUUUCAACGGUUCUUUAAUUAAGAACUUCUAGUCUUUUUUUAUUUUUAAAGACUGUUGGUAGAGGAGCUUGUGCUACAAACAUUCUCUUCGUGGAAAAUUUAUAUAGUUUAUUGCUGCAAAUAUAACGAUCCCUAUAAAUAAUGAACAUCAAAUGUGUUAAUCCCGGGGAAAAAAAAUUACUGACGUUUUAGAAGGGUCCUCUGGGUUAGGAAAUAAGCGCUUAGAACUAAUUUUUACUACUGUUCAGUCUGAGUGAAGCUUUUUUGUUGUAGCUGAGUUACAACGGACUCUUGGUAAAGGGAUGGUUUUUAACCAAAGGUAUAUAUUUUUAUC
Opisthocomus hoazin is the source of this 915-nucleotide messenger RNA. The record is from RefSeq and is a predicted model, not a curated record. NCBI's taxonomy places the organism in Eukaryota, Metazoa, Chordata, Aves, Opisthocomiformes, Opisthocomidae.